UUGUUUGUAAACACGACGUCCUUUUUUCGAAAAAAUAGUUAAUUCCGUGCGUAUAAAGUGAAAAAGUGAAUUCCGUGCGUGAAAAGGACACUAUUUCCUUGUAUCAAACCAUGGCCGACGAGUAUGAGCACGUGAACAAGAGCAAGCUGAAGCUGCGGGUGGAAUCGGACAUCAAGAAAAAGCACAGCAAGAAGAGCAAAAAGAAAAGCAAAGACAAGACGAAGAUGCAGAUCGUCCUGGAGGAUGCGAGGAAAUCGGAACAAAGCCAGCGCCAAACUUCCACCACACCGAACCAACCGUACGGCCGUGUGCUAACGAAGGCCGAAGAAGCAUUCAAGAAGAUGCAAGAGAAAAAGGAACACAAACGCAUCGUGGAAAAGGCUCAAAUGACACACAAACAACGGGUGGAACAAUUUAACCAGCAUCUGGACAGCCUCACGGAACACUUCGACAUACCGAAGGUUUCCUGGACGAAGUAGACGCGUCCUACAGUCCGGGUGUGCCGAAGGACUUCCUACGAAUUGACCUUAAAAUGUAUCAAUAAAUUAAGCUAUCCUGUAUA
Anopheles darlingi is the source of this 562-nucleotide messenger RNA. RefSeq names its product protein FAM32A. The record is from RefSeq and is a predicted model, not a curated record. Gene Ontology annotation, cellular component: nucleolus. Lineage: Eukaryota; Metazoa; Arthropoda; Insecta; Diptera; Culicidae. The transcript has a single exon. The coding region runs from base 111 to 479 and encodes 122 amino acids.